Ceratotherium simum simum (southern white rhinoceros) is the source of this 384-nucleotide messenger RNA. The record is from RefSeq and is a predicted model, not a curated record. Lineage: Eukaryota; Metazoa; Chordata; Mammalia; Perissodactyla; Rhinocerotidae.
UCACCCUCUGUCCUGUCUCUUCUGUCUCCCAGUGUUCCCCAGUCAGCUGCAGGUGCACAUGGUACUGGAGCUCUGCCCUGUUCUUGGGGACCACACAUACUCUGCCCGCGUGGGCAGUGUGCUGGGCCAGCGCUUUCUGCUGCCAGCUGACAGCACCAAGACCCAAAGACAGGUCCUUGACGAAGCCCUCCUCAGACGCCUCCGCCUGAGCCCCUCCCAGGCUGCCGAGCUGCCCUUGCACCUCCACCUGCAUCGUCUCCACCUCCCCGGUGCCAGGCCCAGGGACGCCCCCAUCGAGCUUCUGGCACCCCUGCCCCCUUAUUUCUGCAGGACCCUGCAGUGCCUGGGACUUCGGCAGCAGUAGUCCUUCUGUUCUUGCCCUUC